UAAGAGUUUACCCGUAUAUAUACUGGUUUGAAACCAGAAAGCAACCAGAUCACCAGUUCCUUUCAGGCAGUAAGCACAGGCAACACCUCAACGCGCAGAUCAAAUCAUGAGAUUAACUGUAGCAGUAACAGGGUUAGCAGUGUGCAUAGCUGGAGCUUUAGCACAAGCUAACUUCGGAGAUUCAUCUUCUUCUUCAUCAUCUUCAGCAGAUCAAGCAAACACAGAUACCAGAUUUCUUGGAAUUAUUCCCGGAUUAUCAACUGGAAGCGCUAACACGGAUAAUCUCAUUAAUGGAGGUUUACUAGGAGCUGGAUUAGUAGGAGGAGCAGGUUUACUGACAGGAGCAAUAAAUCCAGGAGUUUUAGGUCUAGGAGGUAACCCCUGCGGCAGGAGAAAAAGACAGGCUAACGGAGAACCAAACACCAAAUUUUUCCUCCCCAACAACAACUGCAAUAACCCUUGUGGACGGAGAAAACGUCAGGCUGCCGGAGAUGGAAACGGAGAGGAUAAGACAAAUACAAGAUUCUUCCUGGGAGGAAACAAUAACAAUUGUGGAUUUAACAAUGGCGGAUUCAACGGUGGGUUUAACAGCAACCCAUGUGGUCGAAGGAGGAGACAGGCUACUGAAGGCGGUGAAGGCGGUAACUCAACCAGCACCAGAUUUUUCCUCGGAAGCAACAACAACGGCUGUGGCGGUGGAUUCAACAACGGCGGUUUCAAUAAUGGUGGAUUUAAUAAUGGCGGUGGCUUCAAUAAUGGUGGCUUCAACAAUGGCGGAUUCAACAAUGGCGGAUUCAACAAUGGCGGAUUUAACAAUGGUGGAUUUAACAAUGGCGGCCGAGGAUGCCAAUGCACACAGCUGACUAUCAACAAUGGACGUGAAGGCGCCUGUAGAAGUCGCGACAAUACCGGUCGGGCUUGGUGCUACACUACCGGAUACGGGGGAAACUGUGGAGAUUAUCAGAACUCCCAGCAGUAUCCCAGCAAUCCCUGGUCAUACAAUGCCUGUAACAAUCAAUUCGGGAAAUAAAGAAGACGACAUUCAACAUUCUCCUCCUUUUUAUAAAUUUUUUUAAAUUUUAGGUAUCCUAACAAUCCUUGGUCAUACAAUGCCUGUAACAAUCAACAAAGAAACGGUAAAUAAAGAAGACGACGCAG
Messenger RNA from Eurytemora carolleeae, 1158 nucleotides. RefSeq lists its product as uncharacterized. Bases 107 to 1030 code for a protein of 307 amino acids. The transcript has 9 exons. The record is from RefSeq and is a predicted model, not a curated record. Lineage: Eukaryota; Metazoa; Arthropoda; Copepoda; Calanoida; Temoridae.